Chelonoidis abingdonii (Abingdon island giant tortoise) is the source of this 1744-nucleotide messenger RNA. The record is from RefSeq and is a predicted model, not a curated record. NCBI's taxonomy places the organism in Eukaryota, Metazoa, Chordata, Testudines, Testudinidae.
CAGGCUGACUCAGCAGCUGCUCUCCGCUGCCCUUGCAGGUCAGGAGAACGGUCUCCCCACACCCUGCUCCUGCUCUUCUUCUACUGCCCCAUCUGGGCACAGCUUCCUGCACCCCACAGAUCCCCCUUUGCCUGGAGCACCAACGCAGGAGGCCUGCUUUGGGCAGAGACCGGACCCCAGAGAAACCAGCGUGAUGGUUCAUGGGCAGGGAGGGUUCAAGUUCCAGAACUGGGCUAGGAGCUAUGGCUCUUCUCCAGAACUGUACUUCCAGCCAACAUCAGUGGAGGAGAUCAAAGAGAUUUUGGAUCUGGCCAGGCAGCGGAGUAAGAGGGUGAAGGUGGUUGGUGGUGGACAUUCCCCUUCGGACAUCGCCUGCACAGAUGACUUCAUGGUUCAAAUGGGGAAGAUGAACAAGAUCCUCAAGGUGGAUAAGGAGAAGAGGCAAGUGAUGGUGGAAGCGGGAAUCCUCCUGUCUGAUCUAAACGUCGAGCUGAGCAAGUACGGGCUGGCUCUGCCCAACUUAGGGGCCGUUUCGGAAGUGGCGGCCGCAGGGGUUAUUGGAACGGGGACACACAACACGGGCAUCAAACAUGGCAUCCUGCCCACCCAGGUGGUGGCGCUAACGCUGCUGACAGCUUCGGGGGAGGUCCUGGAGUGCUCUGAAUCCGUCAACGCCGAGAUCUUCCAGGCCGCUCGGCUGCAUCUCGGCUGCCUGGGCGUGGUCCUGACCAUCACCUUCCAGUGCGUCCCGGAGUUCUACCUGCUGGAGACCACCUUCCCCUCCACCCUCCAGGAGGUGCUCGACAACCUCGACAGCCACCUGCGGCGAUCGGAAUAUUUCCGCUUCCUGUGGUUCCCCCACAGCGAGAAUGUCAGCGUCAUCUAUCAGGAUCAUACCAACAAGCCUCCUUCGUCCUCUGCCAGCUGGUUUUGGGAGUAUGCCGUUGGAUACUAUCUGCUGGAGUUUCUGCUCUGGAUCAGCACGUUCCUGCCCGGCCUGGUGUGUUGGAUCAAUCGCUUCUUCUUCUGGCUCCUCUUCAAGGGCAAGGUGGAGCACGUCGACCUCAGCUACAAGAUCUUCAACUACGAGUGCCGCUUCAGACAGCAUGUCCAGGACUGGGCUAUCCCCAUCGAGAAGACGAAGGAGGCCCUGCUGGAGCUGAAGGCUGUGCUGGAGAACAACCCCAAAGUGGUGGCACACUACCCAGUGGAGGUGCGCUUUGCUCGGGGAGACGACAUCUUGCUGAGUCCCUGUUUCCAGAGAGACAGCUGCUACAUGAACAUCAUCAUGUACAGGCCCUACGGGAAGGACGUACCCCGGCUGGACUACUGGCUCGCCUACGAGAGUAUCAUGAAGAAGGCUGGGGGGCGACCGCACUGGGCAAAGGCUCACACCUGUACCCGGAAGGACUUUGAGAAGAUGUAUCCCAGCUUCCAGAAGUUCUGCACCAUCCGGGAGGAGCUGGAUCCCACCGGCAUGUUUCUGAACGUGUACCUGGAGAAGGUGUUUUAUUGAGGGAUGACGGGGCACUGGAGAAGAGAAAUGAAGCUUGCCAGUCCAUCUCCCGUGCUCUGUCCUUUAGAGGUGGGCAGUGCUCCUUGUGAGACCUGCUCCUUCCAUGAUGUCCCCCAGAUUAGAACCCAGCCGCUAUCUCUGGGCUUCUAGCACGUCCCAUCUCCAUCUCUUAGGCUGGAAGCUCUUGAGUCAGGGACUGUCCACAUUUAGUGUCCUGUACAGCUCCGA